AUGAAAUAGACAUUGACAGUGCUCGAUUGGGGCGGUGCUUGUCAAACACCCAGCCCUUAAUGAGGACAACUAAAACAAUUCUGGUUUCUCUGUCAGACGAAUACUGUCAACAGGCACUGCAAGCUUGUCUGGGCUGGUAUGCUGCAGGUUACGAAAGAUGGCAACAGCUAAAUUCAUAGAGACACACCUGACGUGUGCUAUCUGCAAGGACGAGUUCAAGGAUCCACGUUGUCUCCCAUGCAUGCAUAGGUUCUGUCUGGCAUGCCUAGAUGAUCUCAUUCAAUCAAAUGUAAAAAACAAGGGCAAGAAAAAGAAUAAGAAACCUUCAGGAAUUGAUUGUCCACAAUGCAGACUGUUUGUCAAGCUACGGAACACAACUCAGCCCCGAGAGGUAUGGGCGGAGCAGUUUCCUGCUGAUUUCGCCUUGAAAAACAUCCAGGGAGAAAUACAAAGUGGUGAUGUUGUAUUGUCAGAAACAAACCACGGUGAUGGCAGCAAAGAAGAUAAGGUCGCUGACGAGAGUUCUGCGAAAGGAACACCAUCACAGCUGCGGGGGGCAGACUGGAACACCACUACCAACACUGAUAGGGGUGACAAGAAACAGGACCGGAAAGCCACUCGGAAAAUGACAGGAAGCUUUCAUAAAGUGAUCCCUCUUCAACCCGACAAGACGCAGCCAGAUGCCUAUGACCUCGCUGUUUUGGUGCAGGGUGACAAGAAAUUGAUCGUCGUCCCAGAUUUUGCGAAUCACAAAUUGCUUCUUUUGACCUUAAAUAUUGACAUGGAAGUGGCACAAAGAAGUAAGUAUGAUCUUGGCGCCAAACCUUGGAGGAUUUGUGAGGUGGAACAGAACCAGGUUGCUGUCACUGUGAGCGAGCCAUCUGGGGUUGUGAUAUGUACCGUGGACGUUGAGCGAUCUCAUGUUGAGGAGAAAUUGUUUUUUCCAACCAAAAAGCGGUAUGAUGGAAUCUGUGCCUUACCUGGUAGAAAAUUUGUUGUGACUGUUGAUGACAGUGUUGAUAUAAUACAAGACAACGGCACAGUGCUGAAAGAGCAUGAAAUCAAGGCUCCUCACGUCAAAUUUCCAGACACCUCCUACGUCACCGUCACACCAAACAGCACCAUCGUUGUCACAGACUGCGGGGGCAACACAGCAUCUUUCCUCAAACAGGAUGGUAUUGUGAUGUGGCGCAAAAACAUAAAGUGCUUAGGCGUGGCUUGUGACAGUGAUGGGAAUGUUUACGUUGCCGAAACCGGCCAAGGAUCCAUCGUGCAGUUCUCCAGCAGAGGAAGGCUCGUAUGCAGGGUGAUAGGGGAAUCAGAACACUUCAGUAAGCCCUCGGGAGUAGCAGUUGAUAACAUGGGUUAUCUGUAUGUUAUGUGCAACUAUAAGGAUGUCACAGUGUGGAAGCUCGGACAUGAGGCUGUGUGAGUGUAUGAUAGAAUGGCGAGGGCGCCAGACUGUUGUGUCCAUUGGGUGACAGAAAGAGAUGACCUGAGACUGUAGACCACAUCGAGUGUCUUGACCCAAGAAGGAGAAGGUGACUUUGGAUCCCAUCAGAGUGUCUUGGUCUGAAACGGAAAGUAUACCAUGUUGUGAAUCCAUUUAGGGUGUCUUGACCGAAGACAGAACGAGCACCUGUCUGUGAGUCCCUUGUCUUGUGGUAGACAUGAUGUGUCUUUAGGUAGAAAUUGACUUGAAGGUUGGCAUUCACGUCUCAUAUUUUGCGUUUAUUUGAUUACAUGAUUACAUAGUUAUUGAGUACAGGUACAGUCCGUUUGAGUCAGAAACGGACCGAUGAAUUGCAAAUUUUAUCAUUGUACAAAAUUGCCACAUAAAUAUAAAUAGUACACAUGUUUAUCAUUUACUAAUA
This is a messenger RNA of Haliotis rubra (blacklip abalone), 1874 nucleotides long. RefSeq lists its product as uncharacterized. The record is from RefSeq and is a predicted model, not a curated record. The coding region runs from base 158 to 1432 and encodes 424 amino acids. Gene Ontology annotation, molecular function: protein binding; metal ion binding. Lineage: Eukaryota; Metazoa; Mollusca; Gastropoda; Lepetellida; Haliotidae. The transcript has 3 exons.